UUUGUUUACAUCCCAGUCAGCCGCAUCACAAACAUGCUGUUUAUAUAACAGCGUCUCAAACACAAGAAAAAAGUGUUCUGUAGUGUAGUUUCUUAAGCACUGGAACCAUCUGAAGGCAUUUACCGUUCAGUAUUGCACGUUUUGUUAGUUUUAAAGGCACCUUCAACGCCAGGAUGGAGAUACAAGAACUGACUGCUUUCCAGCAUUCGGAAGAAAUCAUUCAACCCUUCACGAUUAGCUGCGUCGAGGACACGGUGGUGGUGUGCACGAAAGACCACACACUCGUCCUAAGGCUAAAGUACAAACACAUCGUCGAGGAUGGCGCAAUCUGUUACGAGCUGUCGCGCAUCAAGUGCUCGACCGCACGACCGACCGGUGCACUGAUAGCUCACGAAGCCACCCUCUACCACGCGAGCAGCAUGGAGCAGCGCCGACGUAUAAUGCUGGAUCAAACCAUCUUCCCCAACAUUGCCAAGGUGUACAUCUGCAACGUCCAGUCGUGGAUAUCACCGCCGGGCGUGUUCGAAGACAACCCCCGCGAGCAUCUCAUAGCGAACGUGACCAACAUGGGCCAGCUAACAAUUUACCGGCUGGAGGAGCAGUGCCAGUCGAGCUGGAACACGUACGUAGACGUGUCCGACACCUGGCAGAGCCACAUCUACGAUCGCCACCCGAUCGAAGCGUACGACGAGCUGCAGAUCAUGGUGGACGAGAUGACGAUCACGUGCUUCGCGUGGGAAACCACCAUCCACCAGCAUCCGGUGCGGUUCGCCUUCGGCACCAAGUCGGGCAAAAUCGUGUUCUGCAAUCUGAAACCGAACGUCCCGAAGAUCGAGCACGUGCACCAGGAGGAGGAAGCGUCGCGCGUGAUCAAGUACAUCUCCGUCCCGGGGCAGCACCACUUCCUGCUGGUCGGGCUGGAGAGCGGGCGGCUGGGGGUGUAUCGGUUCGGGGGCGCCAACCAGCUCGGGGCCUUUUUUGUGCAGUACAUUGCCACCUACUUCGAGGAGGAUCUCUGCAUCUCGGCGAUCGAGUGUGAGGUGGAGAGGAAAGUGAACGGCACCGAGCAGCUGCUCAUCAUAGCGGUGAAGGCCACCUACCUGCUGAUGAUAGAGAUAGACUUCGACGGCACGUUGCGGAGCAGUGCGACGCUGAGCAUGGAAAACUUUAUGAUAACCGGGCUGCAGCAGGUGUGCCCACGACGCUACAUCGUCUGUACGCUGCCGGGGAAGAUGUUCCAUCUUCAGGUUGAUGAAGUAAGCUCCCAGUCCUGUUUGCAGAUAGCGCAGCAGGAGGUAGCCACCGAUCUGAACGUAGGGUCGUACGCGCUGUACGGGGUGGCAGCGUCCCGUACCCGCACCGGUUGGUUCAUUCUUGGCUAUCCGUCGCGACGCUUCGACCAUCUAACGCUCCGCUCGCCCACGUGCAUAUUUUUCUGCCGUUUCAACCAACGGGACGCGCUGGAAAUGUUGCUCGCGAACAGCACCUACCGGCUGGAGAGCUACCACGAUGCUGCCGAGAUGGUUCGUUUCCAAGGUAACAAACAGCCCAAAACGCUCGCACCUUUAGAGGACGCCCAGCUGGAGCUUUCGCUCGACGAGGAAUCGAUCUACCAGUUGAAGCUGCAACUCAUUCAGCUGAGCGCACGGAUCAGCUACAACACCAAGCGCAACCAAGCGUUUACGCUGGGCCUGUACGCACAGCAUCGGUUCAUCUGCGCCCUGAUAGAGGGUAUCAAUGCGGCCCGCAUCGUACGCUGGCUGGUGGAGAAGUACACCCAGCGGAAGGCGGCACUGCACCCGAUGCAGCAGGAAGCGUUGCGCUGCUUGCGCAACUUUAUACGCACCCUGACCGCGGAAGCACAGUGUCCCGGGGAGUGUGAGUAUUUGCUGACGAAGCUGAAACCGACGCUGCUGGAGGUGUUGGAAGCGGCGGAUCAAAUUGAAACGCCCGCCAUCACCGACGAGGUGUGCUCGUUCUGUGACGCACCGAUCUAUGCGUACCGGGAGCAGUGCCCGGACAGCCAUGCCGUGUUCCGCUGCGUGCUGACCAAGAUACAGAUUACGCUCGAGUGUGAGGAGAUUACGUGCGAGAUUUGUCAGCGAUACUCGAUCGGGCCGACGGUGCUCGGGACGGUACUGGAGCAGAGCAUGGCGAUAGUGGACUACCGGAAGUGUUGCAUCUGUGAUGCACCGUUCAAAGGAAGCGGAUCAAAGAGUGUAUAGACUGAGUCUCGCUAAGGCAAUAAAAGUAUUGCAUACGAUCAGGAAGAAAAGAAGAUGAAAUUUCUAGAAAAUCACA
Anopheles arabiensis is the source of this 2301-nucleotide messenger RNA. RefSeq lists its product as uncharacterized. The transcript has 2 exons. Bases 174 to 2225 code for a protein of 683 amino acids. Lineage: Eukaryota; Metazoa; Arthropoda; Insecta; Diptera; Culicidae. The record is from RefSeq and is a predicted model, not a curated record.